AUGUCUGCCCUACAGUUGAACUAUGAGAAAAGUGAGCUUUAUCAGGCAGGGGUUAGUAAGGAAGAACUUGUCAGAAUCCAGCAAGCUUCUGGGUUUAAGAUUGGUACGUUACCAGUCAGGUACCUUGGGGUCCCAUUGGUGUCUAGAAGGCUCACAGAGAAAGACUGCGCACCCUUAGUUGACAAGAUAACAGCAAGGAUUAACAGCUGGGCUACAAGACACCUAUCAUAUGCUGGCAGGUUACAACUAGCAUUUCAUCCUCCCAAAACAUAUGCUGAAGAGGAUAAACAAGUUAUGUUCUGGUUUCUUUUGGAAAAGAAAACUUGUGUCUUGCAAAACAUCUGGUUGAUAAUUGCAAAAGCUGAUUCUUUAUGGAUCGCUUGGAUUGAAGCUUAUGAAUUGAAGGGAAAGACCAUAUGGCAAGUAGCAGCCAAGCAAACUAGCAGUUGGAAUUGGAGGAAAUUGCUUCAAAUAAGGCUUCCAAUGAAGGAUAGAUUGCGAUCAUGGGGAAUGAGAAUUGAUAGUAGAUGUAACUUAUGCUACAAUGAAGAUGAAACACGAGACCAUGUUUACUUUGAGUGUGUUUAUUCAAAAGAAGUUUGGCAAAAGAUCCUGCAGCUAUGCAACAUUGAUAGAAGAGUACGAAGUUGGGACACAUAA
This is a messenger RNA of Durio zibethinus, 660 nucleotides long. Lineage: Eukaryota; Viridiplantae; Streptophyta; Magnoliopsida; Malvales; Malvaceae. The record is from RefSeq and is a predicted model, not a curated record.